Messenger RNA from Oryzias melastigma (Indian medaka), 2173 nucleotides. Its product is annotated as lysophosphatidic acid receptor 6. Gene Ontology annotation, molecular function: lysophosphatidic acid receptor activity. Lineage: Eukaryota; Metazoa; Chordata; Actinopteri; Beloniformes; Adrianichthyidae. Gene Ontology annotation, cellular component: membrane. The record is from RefSeq and is a predicted model, not a curated record. Gene Ontology annotation, biological process: phospholipase C-activating G protein-coupled receptor signaling pathway; positive regulation of Rho protein signal transduction. The coding region runs from base 713 to 1792 and encodes 359 amino acids. The transcript has a single exon.
ACCGGCACAAAGGAGAAGCCGAGAUUCAGAGUGUGAUGAGUGCUGAGCAGGAGCCUGCUCGCGGGAGAGCCAGACGGACCCAUUUGGACUGUUAAAAGCAAAAGAAGAGGAGCAGAUUCAGGAGGAAACCUGUUAAAGCCUUUCCCAUUGUCACAUGGAGACAGGAACCGGGAGGUCAACUUUACCGCUGCUUUUGGGAGGAGACAUGCUGGUGGGUGGUCAGGGCUGUUGGUGACAACUGUGCAGCUUUGGAACUGAACUAAAACAAAAGACUGACAAAGAGGAGGAAUCCGGUCAUGCGGGUGCCUUUUCAGCUGUCCUGAAAGGAGGAUAACUCCCCACUGGAACUGUGGUGCUUUCUCCAAACAUGGACCAUCUGAGUUAAAAAGUGGCGCCUCUGAGUGAGUGAGUACGUAAAAGUAAGCUUGUAUCUGGCGGGGUGAAGUCUCUCUCACAGAGGCAGUGCAGGGGGAGGGGAGCAAGCCUCAGCCUGGAUCUCCGUCCUCUGGGAGGGCUGCAACCCCCAAACCAGCCACAUCAGGAGUCAGCCAUGUGCAGCCCCCCUGCUUGACAUGGACAUCCAAAAGAAACACUUCAUGACAUAAGUGUCUCUCUUUGUUCUUUUUCUCCUCCUACAUGAGGGUAUUGUCCGAGGAGGCUGUUCAUUAUAUAGCCAUUACAUAAGCAACCCCCCCUCUUGCCUCUUUGUCUCAUGAUGUACAACACUACUCAUCUGAUGGACAAUGCCUCACAUGGAAACGUCUCCACCUGCGCCAAGAAUGAUGCCUUUAAAUACCCGCUGUACAGCACAAUCUUCAGCAUCGUCUUCGUCAUUGGACUCAUCACCAACGUGGUGGCUAUCUACAUAUUCACCUGCUCCCUCAAGCUGAGGAACGAGACCACCACCUACAUGAUGAACCUGGUGGUGUCCGACCUGCUGUUUGUCUUCACGCUGCCGCUGAGGGUCUUCUACUUCAUCAACCAGAACUGGCCCUUCGGAGGUCUGCUCUGCAAGGUGUCCGUCUCCCUCUUCUACACCAACAUGUACGGCAGCAUACUCUUCCUCACCUGCAUCAGCGUGGACCGCUUCCUGGCCAUCGUGCAUCCUUUCCGCUCCAGGACAAUCAGGACCAAACGCAACGCCAAAAUAGUGUGCGUUGCCGUGUGGAUGCUGGUGCUCUCGGGUAGCCUCCCGACAGGGUUCUUGCUGAACAGCACCACCAACGACACCAACGGAAACGCCACCUUCUGCUUUGAGAACUUCUCGUCCAAGCAGUGGAAGUCUCAUCUGUCGAAAAUGGUGAUAUUCAUAGAGACAGUGGGCUUCCUCAUCCCUCUGCUACUCAACGUUUGUUGCUCCAUCAUGGUUCUACAGACUCUCCGUCGUCCCCAGACCGUGAGUCGUGGGGGGGAGAUGAACAAAAAGAAGAUUCUGCGCAUGAUAGUCGUGCACCUCUUCAUUUUCUGCUUCUGCUUCAUCCCCUACAAUGUCAACUUGGUGUUCUACUCCCUGGUUCGGACCAAAACGUUAAACGGCUGCUUCGUGGAGUCCGUGGUCCGAACCAUCUACCCCGUCGCCCUCUGCAUUGCCGUGUCCAACUGCUGCUUUGACCCCAUUGUGUAUUACUUCACCUCAGAGACCAUUCAGAACUCCAUGAAGAGACCCUCUCAGAUGGGCCGGUCGUAUGACAUCAAGUUCUCGGAGGCCCUGCAGUCGGAAACCCAAUCCAGCCUUCAGUGGAGCCUGAGGAGCCUCAAAGCUAAAGUCUUCCACAAUGAGUCUUCAGUGUGACCGCCACAGCCCAUCCGUCCAAACCUUCGAGGAUUUUAUGGAGCACUUUCUCUUAUCAAAGCCUCCUUCUCAGGGCAAACGUUUGCCCCACACCCCUUUCCCAGAGGAGUACACAAUAACAGUGGGAGUAACUCAAAAUGGAGAACAAUCAAUGAACUACUGAGUGUUAAAGAUAUUCCCUGUUUGUCUGUAUAGUUUUGGUAAGUUGUGGUGCUAACUUUAGAUAUAUCUAUUGUAUCUUUUCAUUAACUUAAGACACAGAGUCAUGAAUGUACAGAGCUUGAUGGUCGGGCUGCAUUUCAACUUUGACACAUUAAAUUUUAAAUGCACUGACAGUCAUCCUGCAGUCGUGUGAUGAAUAAAACCACAUGCUGACUCGAA